Paramecium sonneborni is the source of this 1072-nucleotide messenger RNA. The record is from the annotation of a GenBank genome assembly. Lineage: Eukaryota; Ciliophora; Oligohymenophorea; Peniculida; Parameciidae.
AUGUAUUAUCAAGCACCUACUCCUAUGAUGCCACUUGCUCAUGCUAUGAAUAAUCCAAUCUAAGUUUAAUAAGCAGCUAAUAUACGUAAACCUGAUUUCCCACCAGAUGUAUGUAUUCUAUUUUAAUCUAAAGAUGUAACCAAUCUUUGUCAUUCCAUAAAUUGCUCAUAUAAGAUCUUAAUUAAAACCAAAAUGUAGACCUUAUGAUCCAAUUUUAAGUGUUGGAAGAAAAGCAGAAUGGAUGUUAGAUAAAUUUGAAGAUGAAUAUGAGUAGAUGGAAAGGGAAGAAAGAGAAAAAGGUAAGAUUAAUAAUGAUUAUGUAGAUAUUGUAAAACCAUCAAAGAUACCUAUUAAAAUUUAAAAGAAAUUAGAAUAAUAGAAAUAACAUGGGGAGUAAGUGAAGAUGCGAUUGUAAAAAUGGAAUCCAUUUGAAGAUGGAAAUAUUACAUCUGACCCAUAUAAAACAUUAUUUGUUGGAAGAUUAAAUUUUGUAACAACAGAUAAGAAAUUACGUAAAGAAUUUGAAGAAUAUGGUCCAAUAAAAUCAGUAAGAAUAGUUCGAGAUUAAAUAAAUGAUAAAGCUAGAGGCUAUGCAUUCAUUGGUAAGUAGGUGAUCAUAAAUAAAAGAGUAUGAAAGUAAGAACAGUGUAAAAUCAGCAUAUAAAUAUGCAGUAGAUAAGCGUAUUGAUGGUCGUAAAGUGAUUGUAGAUAUAGAGAGAGGUAGAACAAUUCUUAAAUGGAGACCACGUUAUUUGGGAGGUGGAUUAGGAGAAUUGAGAAGAUCAAAGAGUGAAGAAGUAUAAAAGAAGACUAAAGAUGAAUAACUAGAGAAGGAUGAAGAAGAUAAAAGACGUAAAAAUAAAAAAGGUUGUUUCAUAUAUCUAUUUCAUUAUUUAUAGAUGAAGGAAAAGUAUCGAAAAAACAAAGAUCUCGAUCUAAGAGUGCUAAAAAACAUAAGAAGAGAGACGAGAGUGAAUUUAAGAAGAACAAAAAGAGAGAAAAAUCUAAAAAGAAACAUAAAUGAGUGAUCAUCAUCAUGAAUAACACAAAAAAAGGUAAAUUUAUUUAUGGU